This is a messenger RNA of Fusarium sp. VM40, 1191 nucleotides long. The record is from the annotation of a GenBank genome assembly. NCBI's taxonomy places the organism in Eukaryota, Fungi, Ascomycota, Sordariomycetes, Hypocreales, Nectriaceae.
AUGGAGCGAAUGGCCAACCAAGCUGGUCGAGAUACGGGCGACAUGGAGGAUUUGCAAGAUUCGCCAGCAUCGCCUACUCGUGAGGCUGGGAAUGGUUCAAAUAGUGGUUCAGGUAUCGGCGGACAAGGCGACGAUGGAAAGUCCGUAGGCGGGGGCGCUAGUGAUGUGGAUGGUGAUGAUAAUGCAACCGACGUUAUUCUUUUCUUCGACGACAAUUUCAAAGACGGCCGAGUCUUCAAGCUUACCGACGGGUCGGGAAAACAAAUCUGGUUCAAUCGCACCGACGAGGAUACUAAUCUUAAGGAUGUAAAAUGGCAGGUCAAGACAGAGAAAUCCAUGGAGCAGACGCUGGACUCGGCCAAGUUCGAAGACUCCAAGCCUGAUGAACCGGUCAGCAAUUUUACAGAAAGUUUUGUAAUGCUCAACUUCACAGGAGAAACCGCCCAGUUUUAUGGAAAAGACAUGUUUAUACAGAUCGACUGGGAAAAGGACGGGGCUACUGGUUACACCAAGACAGAACUCUUCACUGUCACUAACAGCACCGACGACAAAAAGCUCAACGAGCUCAAUAACAACCUUGAAAAUGACCAGAGAGAACAGGAGCCCCUGGAAACUACCACGUCGCCCGGGACAGACUCAACUUCUAGUCCUUCUUCUUUACCUUCUUCCUCCUCAGAGGCCGACGGGAGUUCCAACGACAGUUCCAGCAACGGUGGUGGCGGCGGAGGGCUCUCGACCGGUGUAACUGCUGGCAUUGCUGUCGGUGCUGUUCUCGGUGCGCUCCUCAUAGGUGCACUAGCAUGGUUUUUCCUCCGCCGACGCCGUCGUAACCAGCGGGCCGGAGACGAUUACGUUACACAGCAGACCUAUGCAGUGGAUAAGGAAACCCAUAACCGUGCUGCGGAUUCACCCAACUCGCCAUACUCGGACGAGAACCACAUGCAACCUGUUUUCCUCGGUAACCUCGACCGUGACCGUGAUGCGGCCCCAACUCCUCCACCAGCCGGCGUGCCUCGUUCAUCAUUCGGGUCUCACGAUCGUGGAAAUAACAGCGGUGCUCAGACGCCGCAGGGUAUGUCACGUAACGUUGCUCACUUGGUUGAAGACGGUAUGACGGCCGAUGAGAUCAGGAGGCUGGAGGAAGAGGAAAGGCAACUGGAUGACGAAAUUGAACGUGCGGCGAGACGAUAG